Gaeumannomyces tritici R3-111a-1 is the source of this 2693-nucleotide messenger RNA. Its product is annotated as amidophosphoribosyltransferase. NCBI's taxonomy places the organism in Eukaryota, Fungi, Ascomycota, Sordariomycetes, Magnaporthales, Magnaporthaceae. Gene Ontology annotation, molecular function: amidophosphoribosyltransferase activity. The transcript is spliced from 6 exons. Bases 362 to 2110 code for a protein of 582 amino acids. The record is from RefSeq and is a predicted model, not a curated record. Gene Ontology annotation, biological process: purine nucleobase biosynthetic process; purine nucleotide biosynthetic process. Gene Ontology annotation, cellular component: cytoplasm.
GAGAAAAAAAUCAUGACCCGAAUUCCUCUCUCGAGUUUCCUGAGGAAAAAAACUCAGAAAAGCUCUCAAAAUGGAGACCUGCCGCGAAUUGAGUAUCGACACCUCUCCAGGUCGUCCUACCAAUCACUUCCCUCCUUGAUUUCGGCUUCUACUCGGCCUCGAGCCACGUGCCCUCACUCUCCAUCGCCUGUCUUGCCUCCGGCUUGACGUCUCCGGUAACGGCCGACAGGAUCCCAUCGGCAACUCGCCGAGAUACCGGAGGAGCGCCCGCGAUUCGAAGAAGCGCCAGAGCAAGGUCUCCCUUCGCCUCAGCGGGCAGCUAUACUAAAUAACUUGAACUCCGCUUAUCAUAUCUGUCAACAUGUGUGGCAUUCUCGGCCUGAUCCUCGGCCACGUUGACGACGCCAAAACCCCUUGCCUCGGCGCCGGCGAUCUUCACGAGGCAUUGUACUUUCUGCAGCACCGUGGUCAAGAUGCUAGCGGCAUCGCCAUGUGUACCGCCGCAGGGCGCAUCUACCAGUGCAAGGGCAACGGAAUGGCGUCCAAAGUCUUCCUAGAGGGCAAGCGCAUACCCGACCUCCCCGGAUUCAUGGGCAUCGGCCACCUCCGCUACCCGACUGCCGGCACGAGCUCGUCUGCCGAGUCGCAGCCCUUCUACUGCAACUCGCCCUACGGACUGGCUCUCAGCCACAACGGGAACUUGAUCAACGCGCCCGAGUUGGCCUACUUUCUCGACAAGACCGCCCACCGCCACGUCAACACGGACAGCGACAGCGAGCUGAUGCUCAACAUCUUUGCCAGCGAGCUCAACGAGACUGGAAAGUCUCGCGUGAACGAGGAGGAUCUGUUCAAGGCUCUGGGCCGCAUGUACCAGCGCUGCAAAGGCGCCUGGGCCUGUACCGCCAUGAUUGCUGGCUAUGGCAUCAUUGGUUUCAGAGAUCCCAAUGGCAUCCGGCCCCUUGUCAUUGGCAGCCGGCCAUCCAAGACCCUAGCGGGCGCCACUGACUACAUGAUGGCGUCGGAGGAUGUCGCACUCCGCCAGCUGGGAUUCUCCAACAUUAAGGACAUCAUGCCAGGCCAAGCCGUUUUCAUUGGCAAGGGUCGGCAACCCGUCUUCCACCAAGUCCAGGAGCCCGCCGCCUACACCCCGGACAUCUUCGAGUUUGUCUACUUUGCCCGUCCGGAUACCACCAUGGACGGAAUCUCGGUUUACAGGUCGCGUCAAAACAUGGGCAAGAUGCUUGCGCAGAGGAUCCGCACCGAACUUGGAGAGGAAGCCAUCAAGGACAUUGAUGUUGUGAUCCCGAUUCCGGAGACGUCCAAUGUCUCGGCAGCCGUCGUCUCCGAGACUCUAGGCAAGCCACUGUGCCAUGCUUUCGUGAAGAACCGCUAUGUUUUCAGAACAUUCAUUAUGCCGGGCCAGGGAGCGAGGACCAAGAGCGUUAGGAGAAAACUGAGCGCUAUGGCAUCCGAGUUCCAGGGUCGCUGCGUUUUGCUUGUUGAUGAUAGUAUAGUCCGUGGCACGACCAGCCGCGAGAUUGUCAGCAUGGCGAAGGAAUCGGGCGCCCGCAAGGUCAUCUUUGCCAGUUGCGCGCCGCCUAUUACGCACCCACACAUCUACGGCAUCGACCUGGCAUCGCCCACCGAGCUGGUUGCACACGAGCGAGACCGGUUCGAUAUUGCCAAGCACAUCGGCGCCGAGGAGGUCAUUUACCAGGAUCUCGACGACCUCAAGGCCGCUUGCGCAGAGCUCUCGCCGCGCGACCCGAAAACGCAGGAUUUCGAGGUUGGCGUCUUCUGUGGCAAGUAUGUGACGCCUGUGCCUGAGGGCUACUUCGAGCACCUCAACGACCUGAGGGGAAAGAAGAGGAAGAUGAAUGCCCUGGAGGGCUCUGCAUCAGGCCGGACCGGGUCGCUUGUUGGCAAUAGUGGCCCUGUGCAGAUCUCGAUCUCGGGCACUGCUGCUGCGCCGGUUUCCCCGCCGGCGACGCGCCAGAAUGGCGGACCGCCAAGCAGCACGAGUGGCUCGCCUGUCCUCUCUCGUGUGCCUUUGGCUUCCCCCAUGGACCGCCAAGAUAUCAGUCUUCACAACGUCGCAACCGAGACUUGAAUAUCGCCAACUCAUGCAUGGAGUUUUACUCGUGCCGAGGAUCUAGAGUAACAACAGCUGGGCACCAGAGGAGCGACGAUGAUUUGAUUGAGGAAGAAUAUUGUGGUAGAUGGGGGAUCUACCACCAUGGGCUGGGCGGGCAUCAAUUAGCCCGCAUGAGCUCUGCUGAUCUCGGAAGGGUUUCUAGUGGGGAGCCCACCUAGAGCUGCGAUGCGAGAUAUACAAUGCACGUUGCCGCAUCUAUAGAUAGACACGGAUCACGGAGUUGCUAGGUUCAAAAGCGUCUGGUUUAAGCUGCCAUCAGGGUCUGGAAUUCCGAGACCAAGGAGUGUGUCCCAGCAAUCCCGUCGAGAGUUCCGACGGAGCCUUGAGGCUAAAUCCACCCCUGCAUGGCCCUAUAGUUGGCUCCUUGUAAUGAGCAAUGCGUUCUGCCACGGGGCCCUGAUCUUCGGCGCGGCCUUUGCUCGGCAGUUAGCGUUGAUAUUUCUGGUCAGAUAGCUCCGUGUGCCCAACCCACUGCGGUGGGUGCUUGCAUAGAACAAUGAGGCCGUUGUGCUUAGGCUGCUUGGAAGCAAAACCGAGG